CAUUUGGUAGCCCAGACAAUAAACUAAUUGACCCGUUUUUUUUAAAAAGACCCGCCACUGUUCACUCAAUUUCCUAUGAUAAUAAUCGCGAUUUCAACCACCGAUACUUUAACAUGCUCUGGGAGUUGUGCCAAUUAAUUGGUGGGGUUCAUUCUUACCCCUCUUUGAAACCAUUUUGAAAUUCAUUUUACAUCUGAGAGAGGGCUUCAUCGAGGGAGAGGGAGAGGGCUUCAUCGAAGAAGAGGACUUCGGCGAGAGGGCUUCAGCGAGGGAGAGGGCUUCAGCUGCAUCUGUGAAAAUCCACAAAUCGCUGGACGUCUCCGGUUUUGAAAUUGCUUGGUAGUCGUGCGUGGCUACUGAUACUAUCACAACGUUUUCAUCUUCGAUUCCAGCUCGUAGCUACAGCGGUUGGAGUUUGAUGGCGCGAAAUGUUUGCACAACCGCUGAAAUAAUCCUUGAGCUUGAAGGCAUACUCUCUCUUCUUCGUAUUCAAAUGAUUAUAAUCAUCCACCUAUAUUUAAAAAGGCGCCAGCUUGGUCGUCGUCAGCAGGGCCGUUUCACACGACCUUACUCUCUCGUUGAUAAAAUGCCUGCCCAAGUUAAACAUUUGAAUCGACUAGUACGUGUUUGUGAUGUUGAUUGCUUUGAUAAUCUGCGAAUGGAUAGAAACACAUUUGGUAAGUUGUGUAGACUCUUGAAGGAGUUGGGGGGGAUGAGGGAUGGAAGAUUUGUGACAGUUGAGGAACAAGUAGCUAUGUUUCUGGGAAUACUUGCACACCACAAAAAAUCUCGGAUUGUCCGGUUUGAUUUUAUGAGGUCUGGUUAUACGGUUUCCAAGUACGUCCAUGCUGUUUUACGCGCAUUAUUAGACAUUUACAAAAAAUUUUUGGCUAAGCCCGACCCCGUAACAGAUGACUCAACUGAUUCUAGGUGGAAGCAUUUCAAGGGUUGCAUCGGUGCUUUGGAUGGGACUUAUAUCAACGUCCUAGUGAGCAAUACGGACAAGCCUCGGUAUAGGACGAGGAAAGGGCAGAUAGCUACCAACACUCUUGCUGCUUGUGACAGGCAAAUGCGCUUCAUUUAUGCCUUACCCGGAUGGGAAGGUUCAGCUGGGGAUUCACGAGUACUUAAGGACGCUGUUAGUAGAGAAUAUGGCUUGAAGGUCCCAAAAGACAAUUAUUAUUUGUGCGACAACGGGUAUGCUAACAGUGAGGGUUUUUUGACACCAUACAAGGGUGUGCGCUACCAUCUCAAGGAGUGGGCAGUCGGGUCACAACGCCCCCAAAAUGCUAUUGAGUUGUUUAAUUUAAGACAUACGAAGGCACGCAACGUAAUUGAACGUGCCUUCGCUGUUUUAAAAAUGCGAUGGGGAAUCCUUCGCAGUGCAUCAUUUUACCCAAUUAAGAUCCAAAUCCGACUAAUUAUGGCUUGCAUCCUUCUCCAUAAUUUCAUCCGAGCAGAGAUGACCGAUGACCCUAUCGAACGUGAGCUCGACGCUAUACCCGAUACCAUCCCCUUGGAGGAGGACAACCAGGAUGUUGAGUAUGUUGGUAACGUUGAACCUUCAACUGAGUGGACACAAAUGCGAGAUGAGAUGGCAAAUUCUAUGUGGUUACAUGCUAAUGGAGGCGGGAACUGACACAGCUGAUAGUGUUCCAUUUUGGCGUUGUGGGAGAGGACAGAUGCGAGUGUUGUGUGCGGGGAAAAUUGUGAAUCAUGUUGGUCGUUACUUCUACAAGUGUCUAGGAAAUGUCAACCACCUGGGGUCCUUUAUGGGGAUCGUAUUGUUUCUAUUGGGUGUAAUUGUAGGGAAGCUAUUGUAAUUCCGUAUGAUAAGAUCGUGUAAUGCUUAUGUCUAUGUCUAAUAUUGGUUGUUGCUUGCUUCAGAUGGUCUUCAAACUACUUUGUAUUCCUUUUUUGUGAUUCAAUGUGUAAUGAACCACUUGAUUAGUUGAUUA
Salvia hispanica is the source of this 1958-nucleotide messenger RNA. RefSeq names its product protein ANTAGONIST OF LIKE HETEROCHROMATIN PROTEIN 1-like. NCBI's taxonomy places the organism in Eukaryota, Viridiplantae, Streptophyta, Magnoliopsida, Lamiales, Lamiaceae. The record is from RefSeq and is a predicted model, not a curated record.